Messenger RNA from Trichechus manatus latirostris (Florida manatee), 7094 nucleotides. RefSeq names its product ArfGAP with coiled-coil, ankyrin repeat and PH domains 2 (gene ACAP2). The coding region runs from base 219 to 2660 and encodes 813 amino acids. Gene Ontology annotation, molecular function: protein binding; GTPase activator activity. The transcript is spliced from 24 exons. Lineage: Eukaryota; Metazoa; Chordata; Mammalia; Sirenia; Trichechidae. The record is from RefSeq and is a predicted model, not a curated record. Gene Ontology annotation, cellular component: endosome membrane; cytoplasm.
UGGGGGCGGGAGGAAGAGGGGCCAGACUGGGGCCUGACGAUCCAUCGCCGCCGCCGCCUUCGCGGCUGCUAUGACCAGCGAGCCAGGCGCCCUCCGCAGCUCCGCGCAGCAGUAGUCCUGGCCGUGCGCCCGCCUUAGCCGUCCGGGUCCCCAGCGCGGCCGCUCCCUUGGCACCCUCGGCUCUUCCAGCACCGCCAGCGAGGCGAGGCGGAGGCAGGAUGAAGAUGACAGUGGAUUUCGAGGAGUGUCUGAAGGACUCGCCCCGCUUCAGGGCUGCAUUGGAAGAAGUAGAAGGAGAUGUGGCAGAAUUGGAACUAAAACUUGAUAAGCUUGUGAAGCUUUGUAUCGCAAUGAUCGAUAGCGGGAAAGCCUUUUGUGUUGCAAAUAAACAGUUCAUGAAUGGGAUUAGAGACCUGGCACAGUAUUCUAGUAAUGAUGCUGUUGUUGAGACCAGUUUGACCAAGUUUUCUGACAGUCUUCAAGAAAUGAUCAAUUUUCACACAAUCCUGUUUGAUCAGACUCAGAGAUCAAUUAAAGCACAGCUUCAGAACUUUGUUAAAGAAGAUCUUAGAAAAUUCAAAGAUGCCAAGAAGCAAUUUGAAAAAGUCAGUGAAGAGAAAGAAAAUGCAUUAGUAAAAAAUGCUCAAGUACAAAGAAACAAACAGCAUGAAGUCGAAGAAGCCACAAACAUUCUGACAGCAACAAGAAAAUGUUUUCGACAUAUAGCUCUUGACUACGUACUUCAGAUUAAUGUUCUUCAAUCAAAAAGGAGAUCAGAAAUCCUAAAAUCAAUGUUAUCUUUUAUGUAUGCCCAUUUGGCCUUCUUUCAUCAAGGAUAUGAUCUAUUUAGUGAACUUGGGCCCUACAUGAAGGAUCUUGGUGUACAGUUGGAUCGGCUGGUUGUGGAUGCAGCAAAGGAGAAAAGAGAGAUGGAGCAAAAACAUUCCACCAUUCAGCAAAAGGAUUUCUCCAGUGAUGAUUCUAAGUUAGAAUAUAAUGUAGAUGCUGCCAAUGGCAUUGUUAUGGAAGGAUAUCUAUUCAAACGAGCCAGCAAUGCCUUCAAGACUUGGAACAGACGCUGGUUUUCAAUACAGAACAAUCAGUUGGUUUAUCAGAAAAAGUUCAAGGAUAACCCCACUGUGGUAGUUGAAGAUCUCAGGCUCUGCACAGUGAAACAUUGUGAAGACAUAGAACGAAGAUUUUGCUUUGAGGUGGUCUCUCCAACAAAAAGUUGUAUGCUCCAGGCAGAUUCUGAAAAACUGCGUCAGGCAUGGAUUAAGGCUGUUCAGACCAGUAUUGCCACUGCUUAUAGAGAUAAGAGUGAUGAAUCAGAGAAGCUGGAUAAGAAAUCAUCUCCAUCCACAGGAAGCCUAGACUCUGCAAGUGAAUCAAAAGAAAAAUUAUUGAAAGGAGAAAGUGCACUGCAGCGAGUCCAGUGUAUCCCUGGCAAUGCCAGCUGUUGUGACUGUGGUCUGGCAGACCCACGGUGGGCCAGCAUCAACCUGGGCAUUACCCUGUGUAUUGAGUGCUCCGGGAUUCACCGGAGUCUUGGGGUUCAUUUUUCAAAAGUACGAUCUUUAACUUUAGAUACCUGGGAACCUGAACUUUUAAAGCUUAUGUGUGAGUUGGGGAAUGACGUUAUAAAUCGAGUUUAUGAAGCUAAAGUGGAAAAAAUGGGGAUAAAGAAACCACAACCAGGACAAAGACAGGAGAAAGAGGCAUAUAUCAGAGCAAAAUAUGUGGAGAGGAAAUUUGUGGAUACAUAUUCUAUAUCAUCACCACCUCCUGAGCAGGAAAAAAAGACUGUCUCCAAAAGCUGCGAAGAAAAGAGGCUGAGCGUUUCUAAACCUGGGCCAGGUGACCAAGUCAGAGUAGCUGCCCAGAGUGCAGUGGUUGCUGUUAAUAGCGACGAGGCCAGGCGGGAGUCUCUGUUCUGUCCUGAUGAGCUAGAUUCACUCUUCUCCUACUUUGAUACUUCUUCAAAACUGCGUAGUAUCAAAAGUAAUGACAGUGGAAUCCAACAAAGCUGUGAUGAUGGAAGAGAAUCUUUACCCUCCAUGGUGUCAGCCAAUAGUUUAUAUGAGCCUGAAGGAGAAAGGCAAGAUUCUUCUGCAUUUCUUGAUUCUAAACAUCUUAAUCCAGGACUUCAGCUUUAUAGGGCUUCAUAUGAAAAAAACCUUCCUAAAAUGGCUGAGGCUUUGGCUCACGGUGCAGAUGUGAACUGGGCUAAUUCGGAGGAAAACAAAGCAACACCACUUAUUCAGGCCGUAUUAGGGGGUUCUUUGGUGACAUGCGAGUUCCUCCUACAGAAUGGUGCUAAUGUGAACCAAAGAGAUGUACAAGGACGGGGACCACUGCACCAUGCCACUGUCCUAGGGCACACAGGGCAAGUGUGUUUAUUUCUAAAACGAGGUGCCAAUCAACAUGCCACUGAUGAAGAAGGGAAGGACCCUUUGAGUAUAGCUGUGGAAGCAGCCAAUGCUGAUAUAGUGACCUUGUUACGUUUAGCAAGAAUGAAUGAAGAGAUGCGGGAAUCAGAAGGACUUUAUGGACAGCCAGGUGAUGAAACAUACCAGGACAUUUUCCGUGAUUUUUCCCAAAUGGCAUCCAAUAAUCCAGAGAAACUAAAUCGUUUCCAGCAAGAUUCACAGAAAUUCUGAAUUUUUUUAAGAAGGAGAAAAUAUUAAAUCUGAUGAUCCCCUAAUGUGUACAGCUGAAAACUCACAAGUUUUUACUGCUUUAAGUCUACUUUACUUCAUUAGUUUUGGUAGAUAUUGAACAGUUUAGAAAAAAGGUACCCAUUCAUUGAUACUUUUUAUAAAUUAAAAUAUAGAUCUCUAAUAGUUGGGAGAGACACCUGCUUCAGGACCUCUUUUUUCUUUCUUAAAAAAGCCUGUUCAAUAGGCUGUUUUGUACAGAUUAAAGUAAAAGCUAGACUUAGGCUAUCUCUAGGUUAAGGGGUCUAAGCGUCUAUGAUGCUAAGGGGUUAGACAAAUCUCUUUUUUGCCAGUGGAUGGUAGCAUUGAUUUCUCUGUGCAUCGUGCCGGACCCAUUCAGUCAGCAUAUUUGCCUUGAGUGGGAGUCAACUGUCCUGCCUGCCUCAAGAAAUGCCUUUUUUUAAACUUUCCAAUGAUUUUUGGUGGUUCAGAACUAGUGUGUUUUUGGUGGUUGUUAUUUUUUUUCAUAGAUUAGCUGUCAUACACACAAUAUAUGAUUUACUUAUUAGAAAUAGAGAAUGUGUUUUUCCCCAUUUACUCAUAAAUGCAGUUCUAGAUGUCAAGUAAUUGUCCCAUACUUUAGCGUAUAUAUAAUGGCUGUACAGGUAGACAUAGUUCACUUCUUUAGAUUUAUUCCACUUUAUGAAGAAAAAAGCCCUCGAAAUGUUUUUUUUGAUCACCAAAAGAGACUCAGCUGUAGAAGUUGUAGUUCUUCAUUGUUGGGUUGAUGUCAUGAAAACUUGCCAAAUUUAUUGAGAUAAUAAAACUGUGUUUCAGAGGUUACUUGAAUGUUGCAAAAUCAUGCUUUCAUCAGAAUGUAACUUUCAAAGAAAAGUUGAUUUGUAACAAUAUAUAGGAUAUUUUUUUAUUUGAAAUUUGUCCUUGUCGAGAUACAUUUUUGCUAUUGCUCCUAGUGAAAGAAAAAUCUGUCUAAAGGAGGAAGAAUCUCUUAUGUUUUUCAUAGUUUCUAUAGCAAUAACUCACUUGUUAAUUUUUUUCUACCUCUGUCCUAUGUGCAUGUGUUAGACACAGUGUACAUUCUUUUUUAAUUAUAUCACCUACAAUAGCUUUAGUAUUCGUUUACGAACCACAGACCCUUUAAUAUUCCAAAGCAUUAUGGAUAUACUUAUUUACCAUCUAUGUGUAUGCUACAAGUUAGUCUGAUUCCAGCUUUGACUGUCUUGUCAGGAGUAUAGAAUAAUUUAGUAAUUUGCUUUAUGUUCCCUUCUUAGUAUAGUCAUUCAGUGUAGUCAAGUUUGUUCAUCUUUUACAAACUAUGUGGAUAUUACCAAAUACUCAGUCUUGUAAGAGAGAUUUUAAAACUGGAUUAUCAAAAAGUAGAGAAAUUAUUUUUAAUUGGGUAGAUAAUAAAUUUUCUAAUAUUUCCCCCUGAUAACUAGGGAUUUAUAAAUUGAUUAAAUAUCAAAUCAGAAUUAUACUGAAAUAAAAUAAUACCACAGAAAAGACUCCAUAAUUUGUUUGGCCAAAUUGCAUGUAUGCAAUGGCUGUUCAGUAACAGUCACUGUAUAUUAGAAUAAGGAUAAAAACACAUUUUAUACAUUUAUGAAUUAUUUCCAAGGAAGGGCUAAUUCUAAACCAUUGCAUUUUAGUUACAACAAAAAUUGGGACAUUAAAUCUUUCCUGUUUCACCUCAGAGUCACAAAUCAUCUGGGUUUUUAGGUACUUUACCUAAAGACAAAAGUCUGAUUUGUAACAUUUUUAUUAGAGUGUGCUUUGAAAUAAAUUGUCUGAAAAGCUCAAGGAUAAAGAAAUACGAGAAAAAAAAAGUGAGAGAAAUAAAGAGAAAAGGAAAGAGGAGAGAGCCCUACUUUUCCUUUGCAGUGCCUACUCCUGUUUUAAUCCUAGGACUUCACUCUGAGAGCUCCUGGCUUUUGUUGUCCUUGUUCUGAGGCGGCCUAGGCAGCUUUCCUCUUGGAUCCAGCUACUGGCGCUUCAGAUCACCCCUGGGAUCUCUGUGGUGGUGAGGGCAAUUCCUUAUCACACGCUUUCCUUCUGUGGCUUGAGUCAUGAGCUGUUCAUGUGGCAGUGAUUCGUAUCUACUCAAAUUUAAUGGUUAGAGGUGUGUUUGAAGUGCACUAAAGAUUAUCAGGACUCUGGAUCUCCUCAGAGAAAACAAAAUCUCUGAUAGUGGAGAGAAGCUGGCCCCACCAAAAUCCAUUUCUAUGGCUUGAUUUCUUGACUAUGCUGAGACUCAGUUUGGACUAUUUUGGCAGAAAUGAUGGCGUGAACAGCAAGACUUUGAAGUAAAUUAAUAGUUAUAGUUACAAGGUAGGUUGGCUUUUAGGUGAAUUUAACUGUGUCAACUAAUAACUUUUAUUGUAUAGUAUGUAACAAGUCUGAGUUUUAGUAUGCUGUGAAAUAUUCAGUGCAUUAUGAGAAAUUACCGUGUAAACAAUGUUAAUAAUACUCUUGAGCUUCAGAAGUCAUUGUGAUUGCCCUUUGUUUUCUUUCCAUGACUGAUCUACAGAUAUUACUUUAUGAUUCCUUAUCAUCAUUCUGUUAGCUCAUUAACUUAAAAAAUUAGAUUAUUAUCAAAAUAGGAAUAGCAGUACUAAAUAUGAAGAGUUCAUAAAAUACAAUUUCAUGUUAGAACUAGAUUAAAGGUAAUUGAGUAGUUAUUUGUAAUGCUUCAUUGCAACACUAUAUCUAUGUUUAACAUUAAUAAGGUUUAAAAAUUCCCUUGGUACACUCCUUAGAAAUUUGGAAAUUUCCAGAGAUUCACUACAUUACAGUGUUUGCCUAAUUUAUGCUGGUCUUCAUGGUAGAUUUUAAUGAACUUAGAUAUUUACUUUCUAAAACAUGCAGAUUUAAUUUGGAAUAUGUCCUUUAGUUCUUCAUGAAUGUAUUUUGAAAAAAAAUUUUAUACCUUCACAGGGUGGACAACUUAAGUUUGUGAUAUGUUAAGCAGUAUUUUAAAAAUACAAUUUUAUGCAUGUAAAGUAUGGUCACAAUAAACCAAAUUGUAUUUAAGACUAAAUUUAUUACCCAUUUUGAAUAAUAAGACAUUCCCAAAACACUCUUAUAUUGUCAAAUUAACUUUUCUGUUUGAUAGUACUUUCAGCCAUGGACAUGAGCUGGGAAAAUGACGUAUUUUUAUGGAAUUGUAUAAUGACUUCUGAGCUACAUGAUACAGUGGAAAGAGCACUGGACUGGUGGUCAUCACCUUUUUGGAUUCAGGGCUCUUCACAAAUAAAAUGAGUGGGAUGAGAAAAGGUGAAAAUACAAUAUCCAUUUUUAUAAUGUUUUGCUGUUUACAAUGUAUUUUGACAUUACUUUAUCUCACCUGAUUCUCUCAGUAGGACUUUGAGAUCUGAAUCUAAGAGUUCUGACAUUGUCUCCUCUUUUGAGCCUAGUCUGCUCCUCUUGUUUUACAGAGGAGGUCGCUUGAUUUCCUAGUAGGUAGCAGAAGUGACCAGAACCAAGGCUAGUCAGAGGCAUUUUCCUGGUAUCAUGAAGUGGUUUGAAAUCCUUAUAAAGCAGCAAAAUCUGAUAAUAACUGCAAGCUUUCCUUGUGUUUUGAUAACAAAGACUCCAAAUAUUCUGGAGAACUUGGAUGUAAUAUUACCUUAAAGGAAUAGAUUAAGAUUUGAAGAUGAAUUGUACAUUUUUUACAGUAACAAACUGAUGAAAGUAAAACAUUGUACAAGUAAUUUUGAUUCACCAUAUACUUAUCAAUUUCUUGAUGCUUCCAAAUGAUAGAUAACUAAGAGAGGCUUAGGUUCAGUGUAGCUGAAUCCUGACAUCUAUAGUAAUGGUUUUGUUAAUGGACAUUAUUUUCUGUUUAUGUAAAUUUAUCCAGUUAAUAUGGACUAAUGGGGGAAAAAGCAGUAUUCGAUUAAACUUUUUUCUGCAUUGGUCUUUUCACUAUCUUAUGUUCUAGAUUUUCUUAUUGUUUCUCAACUCUCCUUUUGAGUGCUAAUUUUAAACAGGGAAAGCCUGGUUCAUUAUGAAGAUUGUUGACACCAUUUAUUUUACACAAAGGCUAAACAUUACUUUUUGAAACGAUGAGCUACUUUUCUAUAUGUGUUUACCUGUGUUUUGUGAUAUUUCUGAAUCAUUCCAGUCAUAAAGACUUAUUACAUGUAAUAUUUCUUGCUACCUGUGAAAAGGUUCAUUUUAAAGAAUGUAUAACCGACACUCCAUUUACUUUUUAUUGGUCUGUAGUGGAUUUGUAUCUAAUACAUGAAUGUAGUUUUACUGUAGUUUGCCAUUGUAAAUGGAGCAAAGUACAUUAUCUUUAUAGUUACUCUAAAAUGUAUAUUAUGUAAGAAUUGUAAAUAUUAUACUUGAUUAAAUACUUUGUAUGCUGAAAAAUUAUGAUAAUAAGUCAAUAAAAAUCUCACCUCUGGCAUAGUU